AUGAAAGAGAAGGUCCUCCGCUAUGCUCGAAGAAUAGCAACAUCAGGUCGACUGGCCCACAGCGAGUUGGUGACACAUCGAGACUCUCCCGACAACAAUGAAUGCACUCCUUUCGACUUUUCUGAAGCUAAUAUAGCUAGGCUGACGGCUUUAAUAGCGAACUAUCCAGAAGGAGCUCAACGGUCUGCUCUUGGUGCUGCUUUGGACUUAGUUCAGAGACAAAUCGGAUGGGUUCCCAUAUCAGCCAUGAAUAGAGUAGCCGAAUACUUGAGCAUUCCAAGAAUAAGGGUGUAUGAAUGGGUCACUUUCUAUACUAUGAAUAAAAGGCGUUACCGAGGAAAAUACCAUGUCAAGGUGUGCAAGACUCUUCCCUGCAUGCUUCGUGGUUCUGACACAAUCCUAGAGGUGGUUCAGCAGGAAUGCAAUUGCAAAGUUGGGGAGUUGUCCCUCGACUGCAUGUUCGGGGUAGACACAGUGGAGUGCGCGGGAGCGUGCGCCAAUGCUCCAAUCUUGGUCAUCGAUGAUGAUUAUUAUGAAGACGUUUCACCUUGCGACGUCGAAACCAUCAUCAGAACUUUGAAAUGUGGUGGUAUACCACGCUUUGGACCUCAAUGUGGAAGAUAUGCAGCUGAGCCGAUGUGUAACCAGGCUUCCUUGAUCGAACCUCCACCAGGACCCGGAUUCAUGCUUCAGGAUUGCCUUAAAUAA
Molecule: messenger RNA, 708 nt
Organism: Pectinophora gossypiella (pink bollworm)
Lineage: Eukaryota; Metazoa; Arthropoda; Insecta; Lepidoptera; Gelechiidae
Product: NADH dehydrogenase [ubiquinone] flavoprotein 2, mitochondrial-like
Exons: 6
Coding region: 1-708 (235 amino acids)
Biological process (GO): mitochondrial electron transport, NADH to ubiquinone
Molecular function (GO): NADH dehydrogenase activity
Source: RefSeq, a predicted model, not a curated record